Molecule: messenger RNA, 536 nt
Organism: Cucurbitaria berberidis CBS 394.84
Lineage: Eukaryota; Fungi; Ascomycota; Dothideomycetes; Pleosporales; Cucurbitariaceae
Exons: 1
Coding region: 189-383 (64 amino acids)
Source: RefSeq, a predicted model, not a curated record
UAGGUGUGAAGAUUGCAGGUUUAGAGUUAAAACGUCGAUUCAAUUAAACUAUAACAAGCGGUAGAAAACUCCGCACCAAGCCUGAUGGGUCCUUUGCAACCAAUUACAACAUAGGAAAGAUCUAAAACGCGGAAAAUCGUGAAGACAUCGCUGCGUCCAAUCUAGUCCGUGGUUGAGUCCCAGGAGCGAUGGGCAAAGAGCUUAUGGAAAGGUACAGUAUAUAUUUGUCGUUUAUACAUGGACUGAACUCAUCCCUAUUUUCUUGCUUUCCCACUACAAAGGAGACUAUCAACCAAACUCUGCCCAACCCGAAAGGAUGUGAGCACCAGACACAGACAAGACAUGCAAGAAAUGGAUCAAAUGACCCUACACGGUAUGUUUAAAUACAAAACGCUUCAGCUCAUCUACAGUCCAAGUCGACGCUUAGUAUCCCUUUCCGUAGCUGUUGCCAGCAGCGGGAGGAGUGACACUGGGGUAGGUCGGCUCAGUAGGAGUCUUGGAGGGAGCGUUGUAGGAGCCCUCAGUCUUGGACGAGG